This is a messenger RNA of Camelus dromedarius (Arabian camel), 3405 nucleotides long. RefSeq names its product UTP15 small subunit processome component (gene UTP15). The transcript is spliced from 13 exons. Gene Ontology annotation, cellular component: nucleolus. Gene Ontology annotation, molecular function: protein binding. Gene Ontology annotation, biological process: rRNA processing; positive regulation of transcription by RNA polymerase I. The record is from RefSeq and is a predicted model, not a curated record. Bases 269 to 1825 code for a protein of 518 amino acids. Lineage: Eukaryota; Metazoa; Chordata; Mammalia; Artiodactyla; Camelidae.
CCUGCGCCGUUACGUCACCUUCGCGCGACAGGCCUGGCGGUUCUCUUCGUAGUGUGUUUCGGAGCCUCCUGGAGGGUCCGCGUGAUUUUCCGCGGUGUUAGUACAGUCCCAGGAAGGGGCUGGUGGAGUCCAAGGGCUUAUCUUGAGGCCGGAGUGUCUCGGCGGACCCUCGGGGUUCACCGGAGACGUAAGGCAGAGUCACUUUAAGUAUUUCUAACACCAAUUUCAAACUACUUAUCCUUGGAUAACAGUCCAGUUAUAUUAAAGUAUGGCUGGUUAUAAGCCUGUAUCGAUCCAGACAUAUCCUAUACUUGGUGAAAAAAUCACCCAAGAUACACUGUACUGGAAUAACUAUAAGACCCCUGUUCAGAUCAAGGAGUUUGGUGCAGUGUCAAAAGUAGACUUUUCUCCACAGCCUCCAUAUAAUUAUGCUGUCACAGCUUCUUCAAGGAUUCACAUUUAUGGCCGAUACUCCCAAGAACCUAUAAAAACCUUUUCACGGUUUAAAGACACGGCGUACUGUGCUACUUUUCGACAGGAUGGUAGACUGCUUGUGGCCGGCAGUGAAGAUGGUGGCGUUCAGCUUUUUGAUAUAAGUGGGAGGGCUCCCCUCAGGCAGUUUGAAGGCCAUACUAAAGCAGUACAUACAGUAGAUUUUACAGCUGACAAAUAUCAUGUGGUCUCUGGGGCUGAUGAUUAUACAGUUAAAUUAUGGGAUAUUCCAAACUCCAAGGAAAUUCUGACAUUCAGAGAACAUUCUGAUUAUGUGAGGUGUGGAUGUGCUAGCAAACUGAAUCCAGAUCUCUUUGUAACAGGGUCAUAUGAUCAUACUGUGAAGGUGUUUGAUGCACGAACAAACCAGAGCGUUAUCUCUGUUGAACAUGAGCAGCCAGUGGAGAGUGUCCUGCUUUUUCCUUCUGGAGGUCUUCUGGUAUCAGCAGGAGGUCGUUAUGUUAAAGUCUGGGACAUGCUGAAAGGAGGACAGCUGCUAGUGUCUUUGAAAAAUCAUCAUAAAACUGUGACGUGUUUAUGUCUGAGCAGCUCUGGACAGAGGUUACUCUCUGGCUCACUGGAUAGGAAGGUGAAAGUAUAUAGCACAACUUCCUACAAAGUAGUCCACAGUUUUGAUUAUGCAGCUUCUAUUUUGAGUCUUGCACUUGCACAUGAGGAUGAGACAAUAGUUGUAGGAAUGACCAAUGGAAUACUGAGUGUUAAACAUCGGAAAUCUGAAGCAAAGAAGGAAUCUGUUCCCAGGAGACGAAGGCCUGCGUAUCGAACUUUUAUUAAAGGAAAAAAUUACAUGAAACAGCAGGAUGACAUUUUGAUCAACAAGCCAUCAAAGAAACACCUAGAAUUGUAUGACAGGGAUCUGAAAAACUUCCGGAUCUCUAAAGCACUUGAUAGAGUCCUUGAGCCCAGUUGUACAACAAAGACGCCUGAGAUUACAGUUUCCAUCAUAAAGGAGCUAAAUCGAAGAGGAGUUCUUGCAAAUGCCCUUGCAGGUCGAGAUGAAAAGGAGAUCAGUCGUGUUCUUAAUUUUUUGAUAAGGAAUCUGUCUCAGCCAAGAUUUGCCCCUGUUUUGAUCAAUGCUGCUGAAAUAAUUAUUGAUAUAUAUCUGCCUGUGAUUGGUCAGUCACCUGUAGUUGAUAAGAAGUUUUUGGUACUUCAAGGACUUGUAGAAAAAGAGAUUGAUUACCAAAGAGAACUACUAGAAACCUUGGGGAUGAUGGAUAUGCUUUUUUCUACCAUGAUGAGUAAAGAAAGCACUUCUGUGUUGCAGCAUUCAUCUGAGGGAACUCUAGAGAACAAGAAGAUGAAAUCAUAGUGUCUGCUCACCAAGACACAUAAGAACUCCUAACUUGGAAUAGAAUUGAUGCUUUUAACUAUCAGGAAGAGAAUCUCUUUGAUACAUUUUUUUAAAAUCUAUUUACAGAAGCAAUUUUAUGAAAGGCUGGAAUAACUAUGAUUAGAAAAUAAGAACCUGUUUUAAGGCAUGGUUUUCCAUGUGAUAUUUUGAAUCACUUCAUGGCAUCUUCAGCUUGGAAGGUCUCAGUUGUUUUGGUUAUAGUGUAUGUCCAUCUCGGACAAGUUGAUACUAAUUUUUACACAAGAGAGUUCUGUUUCAGCGUUUGGGUAGGCAUUCAGAAUUUUGGAGGGGGUUUCAACUGGGUGUUCUGACAGAGGAACGGGGCUUUAUUUUUUCUUUAUCCUGGAAAAAUAACAACAAUAACAACAAAACAAACAGCAAGAACAAGUCAAGUCUUUCUUCACUCUAAUCAGUGCCCUUGGGAUCCCCAGGCCCCAGCUGAGCUUGCCUCCCUCUCCUUGAUGUCAUCACUCGUCCCAGGUCACAUGUUCCCCUUCAGCUGGUAUUUUGACUGUUAUCUGUUCCAAGUGUGGCAGAUUAGUGGCCAACUCUGAAUAACUGACACUAGUUGGACAUGUAUUCAGAGUGUGAUGAGGGAGAUUUGAUACCUAAAAAUUGUGCUCUCCAUCCCUUGUUUUCUUUUUAGUUCUGUAAUCUUGUAUGUUUAUCAGAGCAAGGUCUGCAGAUUGACCUUAUGGACCGUGGUUUUCCACUUUCCCUCAACAUGCAGCCUUUCUACUGGGUUUUCAGCUUGCUUCAGGUCAGAGGAAUGACAACAUUUGCUGGUUCCUCAUGAUAAACAGCCUUUCAGCCUUUUUUAUACAUAUGUUUGGAGCUUAUUUUGUAGCCCCCUACCCCUCUGAAAACUAUUUUCUCUGAUCUGUAUUUAGAUUUUUAUUUUUUCUCUAUUCACAUCAUCUUGCGUUUCAGAACCCCAAGCCAGAGUAGCUUGCUUUGGAAAAUAGUUGUAUUUUUUUAAAAAGUUUAAUGUAAAUCACAUUUUUUAUAAAGAGAUCUUAUUUUUCUUCUUGGAUUUCUGAGUUGUAUUAAGUCCUGAUGGAUGGUCACUGGCUUGUGACUCCUAGCAGACUGAUUUUAUAUUUGCUACCCUUUCCGCCUUCCCUCAGUUCCUGUUCCACCUCAAGUAGUUAAUUAUCUGUAAGGAAAUAUGUCUUAGGCUAGUUAAAGGGAGAUUUUAUAAUGGGAACUUCUUAAAAUUUCAGUUCUGUGAAUUCAGAUAUAUUUUUUAAAGCAGAAAAAAUACUCCUAUGUUCUGCUAAGGGCACGUGCUCAAACAUAGGGUCUGGUCUCCCAAAUGAAUUGAUUUAAGCAAUCAUACAGCCCAAUGGGUUAUAAGAAACCAGGAGUUUGCUUCCCUGAGUAAUUAUGAGAUUAGUCAAGGUCAGAAACUGUGUUUUCAUGUUAAGAAGGGCUAAUUUAUUUAAAUAAAUUUUGUAUUUAAAAGCUUUUUUUAAAUUUAACUUCAUAAACAUACUGAUAAUUUGUAUAAUAGUAAAAAUGAAAAGUUGAAAUUCUAU